CUCCCUUAGUGGCUCACGGCCAUUAUCUCAUUGGUAGAAGAAGAAGAAGAAGAAGACCUAUUUGGACUGUGGCCGCAAUAAACCAGCCGGCGCUAUCCCGACAAAGCUGUAGAACAUAGAGCUAUGAUACGUUUGUCUAAUACCAUCCGGUUCCUCUGCUUCCUAUCCUCAUGCACCGCGAGGCAGUUUCCAGAUUUCAGAUCAGCAGAAGACACUGAUACGUAUCAGGACCAAACUGAUUUCUCAAAUUACCCGGCAACAAUACCUGAAUACCCAUCCCUCAGCGGAAGUAAACUGCACGUUAACCCUGAUAUCGAAAAAUUUGGGUACGGAAUCUCGUGCAAGAGCGACGAGGAAUGUGCGUCCGGCUUAGGGUUGGCAUGCGUUGCGAGAAGGACAGCACUUCACUCCAGGUGCGACUGUGCCCGUGGAACACCGAUUUUCAUAAGGGACACCGACGGAGUCGCAAAAUGUGUCCGAGGAAAGCGCUUGUACGAAUCCUGUGCAAGUGACUUGGAAUGCGCUCAUCACGACAAGAACAUGAAAUGCGUCGACUUCCUAUGCUACUGCCCUCAGCCUUACGUGCUUACUGAUAACCAGAAGUGCCUUCCCCGUAAAUCAUCGCAGGCAAGCGCUCUCCUCAGCACACUGCCGACAUUGGCACUUCUUCUGACAUUACUCGUCAUAGGAACAGCUUACUCAUACAGACGGCUAUCACGUGCAACGAAGGAGAAGCAAUCCUGUGCCGGGCCUACGGACACUAUGGAUACCUCAACGGACCUCGAUUGGCGUCCAAAUACUGGCUCAUCCGUAUCUUCCACCCUACACCGCCCUCGCACGCCUUCUGCCUUUCAGAGCAGCGUUGACCCCCGACAGCGUUAUUACCAUAAGUACGGGGAACAUGCCUCUUGGGGUUAUGCCAGAGUUCCUAAGCAUCCGCCACGCUACAUACGGUGUUCUAAAGGCAACCAAGUUAACAAGGAAGCAAGUAAUACCUUUCUCUCUGAUGACUGCUCAACGUUGCUCGAGAAGAAGACGUGUAUUGCCCCUAUUCAUCGAGGGCCGACUACACCCCUUGCGCGUUCAGUCGACGACGCCUCCACCAGGUCGUCACCAAGAUCCAAACAGCGACGUACCAGUCACAGAAAGAUAAACAGAGGAAGAACCCCCAACCAGGAUGAUUCCGCAGCAUCGAAGCUGCCAUCCACGAGGCAUAUCCCAUAUCCCAAAGAACUAGUGGACCUCCUCGUUGCACGAGAUGUGGUGGUUAACGUGGAACCCAUAAAGCCGGUUAUAACAGCUGAGCAAACUGCAUUUAUGUCACAAGAGGCUGAACUGGAAGACUCGUGUGUAAACCGCGAGCGUGAAAUCAUACAAUCUUCAACGAAAGAUCCUAGCGUCUUCUCGGGAUCAAUUAGACACAACAAAACAACUUCCCGUGCAACGGGCAUAACAAUCCAAACGCCUCCUCCGCAGGAACCUGGUGAUAAUGAUGCAGUGUCCGAGGAAUGUGUACCAACGGACAGGUCAACAUCACAGAAAUUGCCCUCUUUGAUAGUCACAUACCGCGACCUCAAACACUACUCCAGCACUACACCAUUUGGAACAUCUCCGAAUACAAAAUCGUCUUACGGAGAAUUUUCAGGCAUGAACUCCUAUCCUUCGAAACCCUCUGACGUAUCCGUGUCCUGGACAUCUCCUCCUGGUUCUUGUUGCCAAGUGAGGUCCGUGGACGUCGCUUCUAGUCAACCGGACGCAAUAGGUGGACCAAGUGUAAUGUUAGGAAAAACAGGUAAAGAGCACGCAACCAAUAUGUCAGCAGGUGAAGCAGAAAUAGAAGGUAUGCACGGUGGCCAAUAUCAACUAGGGCGCACUGAACAGAAACGAAAUGAACAACUUCAACUAACCAUAACCAUACGGGACAGCAGAAGAAUUAGUCAACCAUCGUUCCUUCCACCAAGCAACGUUGCGAACACUCACCCGAUCAUUUUAGGUACGUCUCUAGCAAGUGAACAAACUUUGCAACCCUCAGAAAUCGAACUGCCGCAUAGUGAGUCUGAACCUAGCAGUCCGAACUUAACAACAGAAAUGUCCGGCACAAAUAUUCAUUUAAUAGAUAAAUUCUUAAUACCUUCCUGCCUACCAGAUGAUGUGUUUUCACCAGAAAAUCGCGGCAGAACUGUCGCAGCAGAUAGCUGCACAACACCACCUGAGCUCAUGUCGUCUGGUUUCGUCUCAUUAGAUAUUAACCGGGUAUCGACAGAGGAGUUAUUGUUCUCCACUCUUAGUACUUCUGACAAUGCUGGAUUUGAACGGUGUGCUGCAAGAGAUGACUGUGCAUUCGAGGAAUGGCGCAACACACCGAGUCGGAGAGCUCGGCGAUCCACAACAGAACUCUCUCCGAGCCCCCAAUGCCAAAGCAAUGCAACGACUACAGUUAAACACGCACUGAGUCCAGCUACUAAAUAUUCUGAAUUAUUUUCUAAUGAAAUCGCCAUCCACCAGCGACGGAUUAAUGAAGCAAAAAGGGCCGGCUCCCUCGAAGCACUACUGCAGAGCAGGGCUGCUAUGACAUUGAGGCCAAUAGCGAUUGGAGCUCUCCCUUCCUUUAUUGUACGUGAGAGCAGCGCCAGGGACGCAUAUAAUACGGAAACAGGGGAAGGAAGUUCGAUGGAAGAAAUGAGGAUAUCUUCGGUGUCGUCGUCCCGUGAUUCAGACGACUCUUUAAAAUGGGCCGCAAUGUCGGUCGUGUCUUCCCGUUCUGAAUCUGACGUGAAUCCCGAUAUCGAGUUCGGAAAGCCUUAUACCUCAAUGUCUUCAGACGCGCGGCGUUCGGUAGAGCGCCAUGGAAGAAACAUUGGUGUCAGGCUGCACCAAUCAUCCAAGAUGAUUGAAGAAACCAAAACUUCCACGAGUAAUGAAGAACAAGAAAUUCCGGUGAAAGGUAGCAUCUGUGCUGUCCAUACCCAAACGCGGACAACUCAUUCCGGUCACCGCACGACGCAACAACAAGGAUGGUCUUCAGGACACAUUUCACAAAGAGCCCUUCGUGCACCAUUCAUGAAACUCUUAGCACUCGGUAACCGGCAUUACUACCGAGAGCGCCGAAAUCUCUCGCCGGUGCAAUCUCCAAGUAUACUUGACGAAACUCUGUACAUCCUACACAAAAUGCGACGUUCGGAUUCCACGCCCAAAUUCUACGCACCAUACUCCUAUUUCGCAGUGCAUGAUGUGGAAGACACCGUUCAGCCAUUGAGUUUGCAAAACCUGAUUCUGCGACAGCACCCAGUUUUAAGAGCUAUUAUGGAUUUACAUCGGGGGCAAUGCGUCCUUGAAGACACUGAAACACGUUUUAGUCCCUUAGGUCAGGCAGAUUGCCUCGAAUUGCUGGCACCAGACAGACUGAGUGUGAAAGGAACAGAACCUGCUCAACACGCAACGGGUCGCAAGUCGCUGGAUGUAGGAAAGCCUUUAACGCCUGAAAAAGUGAACCUGCGUCGAAUGGUGUGUUCUCACACAGGACCAUGUUCUUGCACUGAGCCCUCAGCGACGCAGCAAUCCGACCCCGCUGGAAUCAGUGAUGGUGGAACUGUAGCCGCCGUACCCAUUCCAAGCCCUGAUGAUCGAGUGUUAAGAGAGCUACAUCGCGAAACCCCACGAAGCGGUUUGCCCAACGCGGCUGGAAGACGUGUUUCAGUUUUAGAAGAGCCGUGUUUCGAAUCCUUGUACAAUGCCGUCUUACUAUCGCAAAGCAGGGCAGCCAGAUCUGAAACGCAGAAAAGAUCGAUCCCCGAUUCACCAGAACAAAAGAGAGUCCGGAGAGUAUCGUUCCCCACUGAGCUGAUUUCCACGCCCGUUGCCUCUACCUCGCAGGAAGCCAGGGUCUCGUACAGCGACUCUGGUGUCUCCAAGACUAUGCCCUACAACCUCCAUCGGCAACAGGAACCACGCUCAACAUUUCACGAACAACUGCUGUCUUCUGGACUGCGCUCACCUGAAGACCAUCACUGUGACUCAAUCACUCUGACACAGAGCCCUAUGGAGCAGGUACGGACAUUAAGUAAUAGCGCUAAGACCGCCUCGUGCCCUCCGCAGUCAAUGGAGCAUAAGCGAAGUUUGCCUAUCUGUCGCACUGUGAGCAGACGAUCAGUGUCAUUCAAAGACACACUAUCCGAUUCCGCCCUUCGUCGUGGUCGUACUAGUGAGACUACGAUCCAACGUCCUCACAGUGACAGGCCUACUGACGGCGCAGAUGCUCAACCUUAAAUGGAGUCUCCCAUCAUAGUGGUCAUGCGUGAAGUGGGUUGAAGGGGGGUGGGUGAGGUGUCUUGUACGAUGCUUACGGAUUCGUUCGAUAUGUAACGGGAGGAACACUUAGAUAGUAUGACACAUGUAAUAAAGGAAAUUUGCUUUCAUAGAUUA
Molecule: messenger RNA, 4422 nt
Organism: Ornithodoros turicata
Lineage: Eukaryota; Metazoa; Arthropoda; Arachnida; Ixodida; Argasidae
Exons: 6
Coding region: 124-4266 (1380 amino acids)
Source: RefSeq, a predicted model, not a curated record